UCGUGUCCGCGUCUCAGUCGGCGGCCGUGCCUUCUGUAUCCGCGCGUGCCGUCGUAUCCGUCAAAAUCUUCCGCAUCGCGAUUUCGAGACGAGACAUCGAGAGGAAAAAUCGCGUAACGAAUCGACAUCUUGAACAGAAUUAGGAAGAAAAACGUUUCCCUUCGAAUUUCGUCUCUUUUUCUUUCUUAAAAAUUUCAUCGCGGAAAGUUUGAUUCAUUCGCGCGCAGAAUUGGAAACGCGUCAGGAUGCGAAUCCUGACCGUGUUGAUCCUCGGGCUACUCAUUGUCUGUGUUGUCGACGGUAGCGUCGUACCAGACGAAGCCUUAACUGCAAGCCUGCAAAAUGUAUGGAACGAAAAUGAAUUUAUUAUUGCUUUGUCCAAUAUUAAAAUCAGGAAGAAAUCCGGCACGAGCAAUUCGAUCGAGACUCUAUUGGCCGUAAAGUAUAAACAGAAAACCAAAAUGGUGCUCAUACUCGAUCGACGCACAAAGCGCGUUAUACUCGAGAGCCUCGACGAGGGCGGCCGACGAAGCGCUGCGCACGUCAACGUAGAUUCUCUCUCGGUGAAUACGCCUCUGAAGAGCUUGAUUAUCCUGGUGCACCAAAGUGGUGCACCAACGCGAAUUAACUCCCGCGUGGACGUAUAUGUCGAUUGCAUCUACGAGGGCUCCAUACCGCUCAAGAAACCUUUCCGCGACAUAGCCGAGACCGAAGACCCGUCCAUAGAAGUGUUCAGAGAACGAAAAUGCCGGGCGAAAGUGUAUCAAUCCAACAUUAAUGACGCGUUGAAAAAGGAAAAGUGUCCCAAAAAUCUAAUCGAUAUUAAGCAGUCUUCGAUAUUCGAGAAUACAAAACAACCAGAUCAUACGAAAAUUAAUUCUACCGAUUCCAAGGGAUAUGAUCAAAAAAAGAAACCUACCGAUCGACCUGACGGGACCGAUGAUGAUCACGGAAUCAAGAACGGAUCGGCCACGUCGGAUCAGAGUAACAAUUCUACACCGUCCACUGGUCAAAACGACACAAAACGUCCCAGACACCGUACGAAUAAGAAAUCUCCCAGUAAAAAAGAUCAAUAUACUCAUUCGAGCGAUCGAGAGAUCGCACACAAGAAGACUCCGCGACGCCCAGGAAGCAAUAAUAAACCUGAUAAAUAUGAUCUGGACGGUUCUUUUGAUCCUUUCUCAUCGGGUGAGAUAGAUAAUCUUGAUCCAGGAUCUCUUUCUUCGCCGUUUACUUUGCAGCCGUCCACUACGGGAAAUUAUCCCACUAAACAAUUGAAGAAACCGUAUCAAUUAGAAACGGAAUCCAAUGGAUCGGAUCAAUAUGGCUCAAAGAAACCUGGACGAUCGGACGAGACCGACGGUUUUGACUAUCCAGAUGAGUCAUCAUUAACUUCGCCGUAUACUAAAGGUACUCAACAUCCCGACAAAUUGCAUCAAACAGAUUCGAGACCCGAUAGAUCCGAUGGAUUGGAUUCAUAUGAGUUUAACAAGAAUCUUUUUCCAACGUCCGAUAAAUCUGACGGUUUUGUAUCUCGUGAUAAACUUAAGCGACCUGGUCGAAGUACAAGUCGUCCAGGAGUAUCCGAUGGAUUCGAUUAUCCGGACUCGGACGUGUCAUUAACUACUAAAAGAGUGCCCAGAAGAGGUGAUAUUGGAAUCCAGAGUCUGGAUGAAAGAAUCUGCCAGACCGACGAUCAAAUUGUGAAAACCUUGAACGAAUUAAUCAACGCCACCAGGAAACUCUGGAGGGAACUGGAAUUAAAUAGGCAGGAAACUCAACAUCUUCGUCAAUUGAUCGAAAACUGCUCGGCGUGUCGUACACCCAUCGUGACACCACCGCCGCUGCUCUCGUGCGACCCUUCACCGUGCUACCCCGGCGUCGAAUGCCGCCUCACACCAAGAGGACCUCAAUGCGGCCCCUGUAUCCGCGGUUAUACCGGAAACGGACGGGUCUGCUCCAAAAUCAACGUCAUCACCUGCACCAACCGGCCGUGCUUCCAGGGAGUGCGUUGCUACGAAGUCAGCGAUGGUUACAAAUGCGGUAGAUGUCCUAGCGGAUACACCGGCGAUGGUGAAAGAUGCGAUAGGCAUAGAAAUGCUUGUGAAAGUCACCCCUGCCAUCCGGAAGUCAAGUGCUAUCCGACUUACAAUCCGCCGUACUUCAAAUGCGGUCCAUGUCCAUUGGGAUAUGUGGGUAACGGUACAGUAUGCCUCGAUGCGAACGAAUGCGAGCUGGCUCGACCCUGUCAUCCCGGAGUACGGUGCAUCAAUCUCCAUCCCGGAUACAGAUGCGACAGGUGUCCGACAGGUUACACCGGACCAAUGACGGAAGGUGUCGGUGUCGAGAUGGCCAGGACGCGAAAACAGAUUUGUCAGGAUAUAAAUGAGUGUGACAUCAACAACGGUGGAUGCCAUCCUAAUUCAGAGUGUAUCAAUACGGAAGGAUCCUAUAGAUGUGGUUUCUGUAAAGCCGGCUACAUCGGUAAUCAAACAGUGGGAUGUCAUCUUCAACAAGAUCUCUGUCCGGAUAUGGUAACAGUCUGUGACGUCAAUGCCAAUUGUAUUGCCAUGUAUAUCAAUGAAUAUUCAUGCAAGUGUCGCGUCGGUUGGGCCGGAAAUGGAUUCGUCUGCGGUCCUGACAACGAUAGCGACGGUAUCCCCGAUAGGGGUCUGCAUUGUCAUGACCGACGCUGUCAUUCCGACAAUUGUCCGACGAUACCGAACAGCGGGCAAGAGGACACCGACGAGGACGGGAUCGGUGAUGCUUGCGACAGUGAUGCCGAUAAUGACGGCGUAUUGAAUUCACCCGACAAUUGUAUGUAUCAUUAUAAUCCGAAUCAGCUGGACAUGGAUAAUGACAAGAUCGGCGACGAAUGCGAUAAUUGCCCGAGGGAUUUGAAUCCGAAACAGGAAGAUUUAGACGACGAUGGCAUAGGCGAUGUGUGCGAUAGUGAUAUGGACAAUGACAAUGUCCAAAAUGCUCAGGACAAUUGCAUUAUGGUGAGGAAUCCUGAUCAGCGUGACACCGACAUGGACGGCAUCGGCGAUGUCUGCGACAAUUGUCCAACGAUCAGUAAUCCCGAUCAGACGGAUGUUGAUGACGAUGGCGUCGGGGACGUCUGCGACACGGAUGCGGACCGCGACAGGGACGGUGUUCAGGACGACAGGGACAAUUGUCCCGAUUUGGCGAAUCCUGGGCAGAACGACAUCGAUCACGAUAACAUCGGCAACGAGUGCGAUGAUGACAUCGAUGGUGAUAAUGUAAUCAAUACGAUCGAUAACUGUCCUUAUGUGUACAAUCCGGACCAGCAUGACAUUAAUCAUGACGGUAUCGGCGAUGCAUGCUGGAAUGAUAAUGACAAUGACACGGUUAUCAAUACCAAGGAUAAUUGUCCCAAUAAUAGUUUAAUAUGGGCGACAGACUUCCGAAAAUAUACGACCAUCAAUCUGGAUCCGUACGGUGAAUCGCAAAAGGAUCCUGUAUGGAAAAUUCUUCAUGAUGGGGCUGAGAUUUCGCAGCUUCUUAACAGCGAUCCUGGAAUCGCUAUAGGGCCGGAUGAAUUCACUGGCGUCGAUUUCGAAGGGACCUUUUACAUCGAUGAUCAGGACGACGAUGACGAUUUCGUGGGCUUUGUUUUUUCUUAUCAGGAUUCUCGACAUUUUUACGCUGUUACUUGGAAGAUGAACGAGCAGGUUUACUGGAUACCAACUCCAUUCCGCGCCGAAGCCGAUCCCGGGAUUGUAUUGAAACUCGUCCAGUCGGAAACGGGACCGGGCGAAAUACUCAGAAAUAGUCUUUGGCAUAAGUAUGACACUCCCAAUCAGGUGAAGAUUAUCUGGACAGAUCCAAAGAAAAUGGGCUGGCAGCAAAGGGUGUCAUACAGAUGGCAUUUGAUACACAGGCCACAGAUCGGUCUGAUCAGAUUCUGGCUGUAUCAGGGGACGUUACUGAUAACCGAUUCCGGAAACCUGUUCGAUUCGACUUUACAGGGCGGCAAAAUAGGUGUCUACUGCUUCUCGCAAAUGAAUAUCAUCUGGUCCGAUUUAAUGUAUAAGUGUGCAGAAACCGUGCCUCGAUACAUAUGGGACCAAUUACCUGAUAAUCUAAAGAAAGAAAUUCAAGUGAAGGUUGAAACAGGUCAUCAACAACAAAUAGUACAACGAAUGAAUUACGAUUUCUAAAUCAGAUUCUCGGUGAAGAGAACGAGUCAAUAAAGAGUGCAGGGAUUACAAGGAAGUUUAAAUCUUCGUAAUUUUAAUUUUAAAAUAAUCACGAAAUUAUAUCUAGGCGAGUUAUAAUCAAUCAAAUUGCAUAUUUUUGACGCGUUUAAAUAAUGGUUUGCAUAAACUUGCAAUUCUUGAUGAGAAAUUUUGUACAUUUCUUAGAUAUAUAUCUUGUAACACAGAAAUAUUUAAUAUUCCAGAA
Molecule: messenger RNA, 4428 nt
Organism: Camponotus floridanus (Florida carpenter ant)
Lineage: Eukaryota; Metazoa; Arthropoda; Insecta; Hymenoptera; Formicidae
Product: cartilage oligomeric matrix protein
Exons: 15
Coding region: 246-4184 (1312 amino acids)
Biological process (GO): cell adhesion
Cellular component (GO): extracellular region
Molecular function (GO): calcium ion binding
Source: RefSeq, a predicted model, not a curated record